AUGGGUGCUCAGGGAAGCAAGGUCAAUUUUCGACAGGCUGUAAUUGAUCUCACAUCGAAACCAGGCAAACAGGAUGAUGACUCCUUUUGGGAGCAAUUAUGGUCGCCUGAUAGUGUUCACAGUGUUAAUGACGUAUUUGCCAUGAUUCCAGCGGAUGACGUUCGAAAAUUGAGGGAGGAUUCACCUAAAAAUCUUGCCACUUUAUGUUACAAAACUUUGGAAAAGUUACAAUAUGCAAGAGAUCACCCUAACAAUCUAAGUGAAAGAAAGGUAAUCAACUGUAUUCGAUUGCUCACUAGACUUAUGCCGUACAUGUUUGAAGAUGCGGAAUGGAGGGGCUACUUUUGGUCAUCGGUACCAACUGGUGAUGGACAAACGCCAAUGGCCAGCGUGUUAUUGGGUAUCCUAAGUGAUCUGCUUUUCUGCCCUGGAUUCACAGUUUCUUCCAAGGAGAAAACCGAUGAUUUGGCUUCGCUCGAGACAUGUGAAUUGAUUUGGGAAGCAGGAGUAGGCUUUGCAAAUAAGCCAGUUUCCAGCGCACAGUUCGACCAGAAUCGUACUGAAAUACUUAAAUUACUUCUGACGUGUUUCUCAGAAGUAAUAUAUGCACCAAUUACUGAUGAGAGUCGCCUUCGUUGGGUUGCUCGUUUUACUUCGGCUGAGAAUCGACACGUGCUACCAUUAUUCACCUCAUUACUUAACGUUGUUUGCGCCUAUAAUCCUGUUGGACUGGGUCUGCCAUACAAUUAUCUGCUUUUUAAUGACUAUCGGGAACCGCUUGUAGAGGCUGCACUUCAGGUCCUUAUUGUAUGUUUGGACAAAGACAGUCAACCACAAGCUGAUGACACUGGCUACUCCGAUAACUACUUUAUCAACUAUCUCGGCAGAAUACAUCGAGAAGAGGACUUUGAUUUCAUGCUUAAAGGCAUAACGAGAUUGCUAAGUAAUCCUUUGCAGUCUACAUACCUGCCUAACUCUGCAAAGAAAGUCAACUUCCAUCAAGAGUUACUAGUAUUACUGUGGAAAUGUUGUGAAUAUAAUCAGAAGUUCUUGUUCUACGUUCUAAAGACAUCAGAUGUCCUCGAAAUUCUGGUCCCAAUUCUAUACCACAUUACAGAAUCAAGGAACGAUCCAACGCGUGUCGGUUUAAUUCACAUGGGCGUGUUCCUUGUGCUGCUGCUAAGUGGAGAACGUAAUUUUGGUGUACGUCUCAAUAAACCCUAUAUCGCAAAAGCAGCCAUUGAUAUUCAGUCUUUUACGGGAACUCAUGCUGAUCUGUUAAUCAUUGUGUUCCAUAAAUUAAUAACCACAGGAAAUCAUAGACUUCAAUCUUUAUUCGAUUGUCUACUUACAAUAAUUGUAAAUGUAUCUCCAUAUCUAAAAUCGCUGUCAAUGGUGGCAGCAAAUAAGUUACUUCAUUUGGUCGAAGCAUUCUCAACUCCCUGGUUCCUAUUUUCUUCACCAACAAAUCACCAUCUUGUGUUCUUCCUUCUUGAGGUGUUCAACAAUAUUGUGCAGUAUCAAUUUGAUGGUAACUCUAACUUGAUCUAUACCAUAAUACGCAAACGACAAGUGUUUUAUCAGCUUGCCAACCUCCCAACAGAUGCAGCAUCAAUCUCAAAAUCGCUUUCGGGAAGAAAAGGAAAAGCUAGAGAGGAAAUGGUAGACCAACUGAAGAGUCCAACAGCUCCAGCGGCGCCAGAAAUCCCAACUGGGUCCACUGCUGGUUUGGCCGCCACCCCUCAAGUGACAAGUAUGCCUGGAAGUUCAAACGAAACAGAUGGGAAAGUGAGUCCAGGAGAAGAUUGGGCACCUACUGCUGAGUGGGCAGAACAGUGGAAAUCAAAACUUCCACUGCAAACAAUAAUGCGUCUACUCCAGGUUCUAGUUCCUCAAGUGGAGAAGAUAUGCAUUGACAAAGGUCUCACUGACGAAAGCGAAAUUCUGAAAUUCCUCCAACAUGGCACACUUGUGGGACUUCUACCAGUACCGCAUCCGAUCCUUAUUCGAAAGUACCAAGCAAAUGCUGGAACAAAUCACUGGUUCAGGACUUAUAUGUGGGGAGUGAUUUAUUUGCGUAACACAGAGCCUCCGAUUUGGUACGAUACUGAAGUCAAGCUAUUUGAAAUCCAGUAA
Necator americanus (New World hookworm) is the source of this 2136-nucleotide messenger RNA. RefSeq lists its product as uncharacterized. NCBI's taxonomy places the organism in Eukaryota, Metazoa, Nematoda, Chromadorea, Rhabditida, Ancylostomatidae. Gene Ontology annotation, cellular component: Golgi trans cisterna; Golgi medial cisterna; membrane. The transcript has 19 exons. Bases 1 to 2136 code for a protein of 711 amino acids. The record is from RefSeq and is a predicted model, not a curated record.